AUGCAGAACCCCUUGUUAAAGAGUGGCCCCAACUACAGCAUUGGCGGUGGUGAUAGAAAAGGCGCCUUGAAGGGCAAUCUGUUACAAAGAGGCAAGAGGACAGAAGUGAACACAAUGAGAAAGUUUGAGCAACCAGAGGCCACGUGGUUACUCCCUGGUUUUGUACUGGUCCCCCAGAGCAGCUACUCACUCUUGGAUCUCUUUGUUGGAGGAAGAGUUGGAGCAAGUGGUCAAGUUCACUCUUCGAGAUCAUGUGACAUAUUGGUUUAUGCAGAGAUCAAGAAAUGUCCUAGAGUGAUCGUCUUAAGCUGUGGGCCAUGGUCAUGGGCUGUGGCUAACUUAUUAAACUUUGAAAAAGUGUUCUCUUUUGGAGUCAAUAGUUUCUUUUCUAUUGACUUAAGGAUCCAAGGUUCUGAAAUAUUUACUGAGAUAGACUUGAGGGCGUUGAAACCUUACCAGGCUCUGAUCAAAGAAGUUGAGCUGAGGCACUGAGUGGACCCAGUCCUUAUUGCAACUCUCAUCUCCAGAGAAAGCCAUGGCGGAGCUGUCGUGCAAGAUGGCUGAGACCACCAGAGCCUUAAAUUUGGCCUGAUACAGCUAGCUAAAAAUAUUCAUCACCCUGUUGGAACCUGAGACAGCAAAGAGCACCUUCUGCAGGCUGUUGGGAUACUAACAGACAGAGUUAAGGCAAUCCAGAAAAAAUUCUCCAUGUGGAGUGUGGCUCAACACCUCAAAGGUGGCCUCUCGGCCUUUAAGUCAGAAAUUGAAGCCAUUGUCACUCCUGCGGACACAGAGACUUACUUGGUCAAUGACCUUCUCACCUGAGCUAAAUUUUAUAAAAGACAUGGUUUCUAGGCAAAGCUCUAUGGGUGGGCCAGGAUGGCCAGUGCUCAGAUGGCUCCUCUUUGAAGGUUAGACAUGGAUGUGUUGUACCCACACACACACACAACCUCCCUUAAUGUCAACAUUCCUCGCCACAGCUAUGUGUUUGUUGUAAUCGAUGAACUUGCACUGACACAUCA
Pteropus alecto (black flying fox) is the source of this 1022-nucleotide messenger RNA. RefSeq names its product lysozyme g2 (gene LYG2). The transcript is spliced from 5 exons. The record is from RefSeq and is a predicted model, not a curated record. Gene Ontology annotation, cellular component: extracellular region. Gene Ontology annotation, molecular function: lysozyme activity. Gene Ontology annotation, biological process: defense response to Gram-positive bacterium; peptidoglycan catabolic process. Lineage: Eukaryota; Metazoa; Chordata; Mammalia; Chiroptera; Pteropodidae.